Messenger RNA from Cuculus canorus (common cuckoo), 5696 nucleotides. RefSeq names its product USP6 N-terminal-like protein. The transcript is spliced from 17 exons. The record is from RefSeq and is a predicted model, not a curated record. Bases 615 to 2948 code for a protein of 777 amino acids. NCBI's taxonomy places the organism in Eukaryota, Metazoa, Chordata, Aves, Cuculiformes, Cuculidae.
GAGCGGCGAACUCCCGUCCGGGGCUGCCGCUGCGCCUGCGCGGGAGCGCUCCGGCCGGGGGCUCGGCGGCGCGCGGCGGAGGAUCCGCGGCGGGGCCGGGAGGUCGCGCGGAGCCAAGCGGAUUUGCCAGUUCCCAUAUGCCUGUGGGGAUCGGGUUCUGGCUCCUUGUCAGUGCUCAAGAGGAGCCAAUGCGCCUAGCAGAUCUAGAAUUACAAUUUAUGAAAGUAGCAGGGAGAUGGAUGCUUAUUGGAUGCUCUUGAGUUCUUGAGAUGAUUGUUGGGACACUCUGAAGCAAAGACAGGAGAUGCCGUCAGCCUUCUUAUUUUGUGAGCUGUGGAGAAGAGAGACCCCACCUACGGGAUUGCCUUCUGACUUGCCCUUUCUCCCAGCUGUUGGUGGUGAGCAUUCCUGUGCCACAGGAGCGGAGGGGAGAGCUGCUGCACAGAGCUGGAGCGGUGCAAAUGAGGUCAAAGGGCAUUUGACCAACAGCUGAGGGUUCUCCCUUCUCUGCGGAACAGAAAACCAACUCCUGCCAGGUAGAUGAACAUAGGGGAGAGGACAACUCCAGCUGAACUGAUGCAUCUUGGCACCUGAUAUCAGGCUCAGCUUUUGACAUGAAGAAAGAUAUAGAGUCUUUAAUAGCCCAGGAAAAAGCAGAGAUCGUUGCCAAGUAUGAGAAGGGCAGGCAGGAAGGAGCUCAGAUUGAUCUGUGGGAAGAUGCCAAUUUCACGCUGUACAAAGUUACAGACCGCUUUGGAUUCCUGCACGAGCAGGAGCUGCCGACCUGCACAGCCUUGGAGGAGAAGCAAAAACAGCAGGAAAUCGAACGUGUGGACAAGUGGCUAAAGAUGCUGAGGAAGUGGAACAAAUACAGGAAUAGUGACAAGAUGUGCCGGCGAGUGUACAAAGGGAUCCCACUUCAGGUGCGAGGCCAGGUCUGGGCGCUUCUGCUGGAUGUUGAGAAGAUGAAGAAGGAGAAUGAAGGAAAAUAUGAGCAAAUGAAAGAACAAGCAAAGAGUUUUUCUACGGAAAUCAAGCAGAUAGAUUUGGACGUUAAUCGCACCUUCCGAAACCACAUCAUGUUUCGGGAUCGUUAUGGAGUGAAGCAACAGGCACUCUUCCAUGUCCUGUCAGCAUACUCUGUUUAUAACACCGAAGUGAGCUACUGCCAAGGGAUGAGCCAGAUUGCAGCCAUCCUCCUGAUGUACUUAAAUGAAGAGGAUGCAUUUUGGGCACUGGCACAGCUGCUGACCAACCAGCGGCAUGCCAUGCAUGGUUUUUUCAUUCCUGGGUUCCCGAAACUGCAGCGAUUUCAAGCUCACCACGAGCAGAUUUUAAGCAAGCUGUUUCCCAAACUGAAGAAGCACAUGGACAAGGAGCAGAUGACUGCAGGGAUUUACACAACCAAGUGGUUCCUGCAGUGCUUCAUUGACCGGACCCCAUUCACCCUCACCUUGCGGCUGUGGGAUAUCUACAUCCUGGAAGGAGAGCGUGUGCUGACGGCCAUGGCUUACACCAUCCUCAAACUCCACAAAAAGCGCCUGCUGAAGAUGACACUGGAAGAUUUACGGGAAUUUCUGCAGGAGAAAAUUGCCGCUUCCCUGCAGUAUGAAGACGAUACUGUUAUUGAGCAACUGCAGGUGUCAAUGACUGAACUGCGCAAGAUGAAAUUUGACCUCCCCCCUCCAGCAAAGCCUGAGGAGUUCCCACGGAAACCCCUGGGCCUGGAGCUCUCCCUCAACCCGGUAGCUGUGAAGGGCAAUGUGGAAGCCAACAGCCAGAAUGGCCGGCUAGGUGAGCACCCCCUGGACAGGGAGCCUCAUCACCACAGAGGUCCCGGGGUGCCAGAAGGAACGGCAGAGGCCAGGACUCCUACCCUCCAGGGCAGUGCAGCAACUGAAGAGACAGACAUCCACCUGCAUCCUUCUGGCAGGGAGCCGCUGGGAGAGGAGGGUCAGGUGGAUGGGCAGCUGCUGCCUCUUCUGAAGGCAAGCGAGUCGCAGGCCCAUCAUCACCUCCCGCCCAUGGCCCUGCCUCUAGAGCAGCCUCUUCCCAUUCCUGGCCUUGCCAUAGUGGACCACUCCCUUCCCAGCCCAGCUGAGCAUGGCUCCUCAGACUCCUCUUUCCAAAACACACCAAGUCUUCCUGACUCAACCACCGCUGAGCUUUCCAUUACAGACCAUGUUGUAUGGCAGCCGAAUCCUGCUGCCCUGCUCGCAGGAGAACAAGCAUCUUCCCUCUGCAAAGAGAAAGUCCUCGAGGUACCCUCUCAUCCUCUGCCGGGCAGCUGGCAGCAGCUCUCCAGCGUGUCACAGCACAACAGCUCCCCGGAGAGCAAACACAGGCAGGAGACAGCUGAGAAAUGCUGCAGAGCAGCACUGCUGGACAAAAAGGGCUUGAAGCGCUUGGCAUCCAAAGCUGCAUCCACAGGGGAGCUUGCCAGCCUGCAGCAGAAUGGGCCAAGGUGUACCAUUGGCACUGUGUGUGGGCUGGAGGGCUUGGGCAAGCUGGCAGGUGGCAGCGGGCCUGUCUUAUCCUGCAGCAAGUCAGAGGCAGUGGGACUGGACAAGGACUGCCCCUUCCAGGAAGCGCCUUCCCCCACAGUGGAGGGUAACAGCCCCUACACCAUUAUCAAAACUACCACUCCCCUCCACCUAACCCAUGCAACAGAGCAGGACUUCUCGAACAGAAAGCAGGUGGCAUUGCCUCUGCCAGAGACUGGACGUCCCCUGCCAGCCACCCCCAUGCCACCACCUCUUGUACUGGACCUGGAGGAGGCAGAUGCUCAAAAAAGCCUCCAGAAACCAUUAAAUGCACUGAAAGCCCCAUGGCCCACCCUGAACCCCAAACCAAAAAUACCACUGCAGGUUGCCAAAUCCCACUCAGAAAACAGCUUCCUUUCUAGCUCUCCUCCCAUUGCAAAACUGCCCAAAUCGGUGACCUUUUAAUGGGGAUGGCGGGAAGCGAAGUACAGGAAAGGGGUGCUGGAGCAGCACCCUCACCCUGGGUUUGGGACCUUCUCUUCAGCAGGCUUGUGUCAGGGUGACAGCACAGCAGCCAUUGCCUGUCGAGCUGUGCUUUGGUACGAGUGCCUGGCAAGAGAUGGAGUGAGGGCCGCUGGCACCAGGAGCUACCAGCAAAUGAGGUUUCAUUUUUAAUUCCUUGAAGCUUCCCAAGCCUUGUCACCAUGUCAGGAGAGAGGCAAAGCUGGUGAAUGUUUUGUUUUCUUCUGCUUCUACCUGCCAUGGGUACCCAUGGUCAUGAAAAUGGGUGCAAGGCAUAGGACUCCAAAAUUUUUUUCUAAAACACCUGAUCAGUGCAGCCAAGAGCAUUGCUUUCAAAGGCCUUUUGUAGCAAUAGAUCUUUGUUUCUUUUCCCAGACCUGUGGCUGCAGGCAGCAGCAUUUUUAGGCAGGGCCAUGGUGUCCCGGCAAGGCACAGGCAACCUGCUGCCUACUCUGUGCAAUUCCACCUGAGCAGUGCCCGGCUGUGCCCAGCUCCUGGCACAGUGGUAGAUGGUGUCCUGGAGGGGAGGUUUAACAGCUGGCGAGUCCCUGGUCGGGGGGCCACCUUGGCAUGACCCUGGUCAAAAGGUUGUUUCUUUCCCAAGUUCUCAAGAUGACAUGGACAGUGAUGAAGAUUGAGCCUGUUCUCUUUGGUGUUGCCUUUGCCUUGCAAGCCCAGGGAGCUCACUGCCUUUCUGUUGGCUGAACAGGAAAAGGGGCUGCUGCCUUAGGGUACCUCCUGCCUACUAGCAAGCUGCUGGAGGUGUGAUGGUGUCAAACCACAGGGCCCAAGCUGAAGCACUUUUACUUGAAGCAAGUUAAGUGUCAGGGUGGAAAUAGCAUAGGAGUUGGGGGAAGGGGAACACAUUGCCCAGAAUAGGAUCUCAGCCCUUCUGGUUUAGUCCACCCAGAAAUCAUCAACCAAAGGAAGGAAAUGUGGGCACAGAGGUUUAGAGCGUCAACAUCAGCACAGUCUACUGUUGAGGAGAUAACGUGAUCAGUGUCUGUGUGUGCUCUUCAUGUAUCAAGUCCUGGUGGCCUGUCCAUCCCUGUCCCAGUGUGUUGCUGCACAGCCCAAACUGAUGGCAGAUGGUGGUGCAGUGACAGUUCACCCCCACUGAAAGAGCCGCUCCAAACUCCUGUUCUCAGUAUUUACUUCACCCCUACAGGUGAAAGGACUUCAUCAGGAAGGAAACUCAAUGGCGGCAGCAGGAAACAAACUAGUCUAUGUGCUGUAUUUGACUUAGCUGUCCAGAAGGGGUGGCUGCAAAUGCCACCUUAGGUGGGACUGCAGGUAGGAUUCCCAUACUGUUGAUGGAGAUCUUGGGCAAAAGGUCCUUUAAGUUCUAAGGAGACUUUGAAAACUUUCAUCUCACAGGCUGUGUCAGUAACAUAACCUGAGCUGAAGCCUAUUUGGAAGCCUAGCAGAAAAUUUUCACUAAGUUACUUUGUGGAGUUAUCAGGGUGUUUGGUUUGGGUUUUUUUUUUUGCCUUGUGUACAAGUGGUGGUUUAUAUUAGCAGGGAGAGCAUCAAGGGGAGCACCCCACCUUUGUUUGGAUGUAGCCAACCACACCACAGCACCCUCAGCUUCUGUAGCAACCCUUGCUCUGUCAGACACCCCAUCUUCUGCUGAGUCUCCAAUAUUGCCCAUCCUCUUUCCCUCUGCAAAGCAGGGAUAACCCUGUUAGCUACCUCACAGGAGCGUUGUGAGGAGUCGAGAGUUGCCCUUGGAUAAGUGCUGUAUGACUGUUCAGUGUGCUUUGAGAAAGAACUGGUGCUUAAAUUGGUUUUAAUUUAGAGUAUGUUUUUCAGUAACUGUGCAGUAGUUACUUAAACCUAUUUGUGUACCUGGGCAGUAUUUCAGGACAAGUGUAGGUGGCCUUUUGCUGUCAGCUGGAGCUCAGUGGGAAGCAACAAGGAGCAUCUGAGGGCUGGUGGGCACCUCUUGGCUUGGUUUCCAUUGCUGGGGUUCUUUCCUCCCCUUGAAGCACACACAGGACUCCUGCUAAGACAUCUGAGCAUUUGGCUCAUGUGUGCCAGAGCUGAGACUAUUUCCCCUCAUUUUCAUGUUCUCCUCCUGAUUUUGGGCCUUUGAACAUCAUGUUCAACAUCCUCCUGGCUCCUCAACACAUAUGUGUCUGGGAUGUUUUGCAGUAUGCACAUUUAGAAAUGCCCCAGCCUUAGCUCUUUUGCUGGGGAUAGGAAAAGAAGGACAAGGGCGAGGGUGGCAGCUCAGUAGGACAAAUAACUGGCCCAAGCCGCUUGUACCCUUGCCCCAGCUUUCUUCAACAGCCUCAGACCCAUAGUAAAAGCCACUCUUACUGUGAGCAGCUCAGGAAAGCAGCUCCCCUUAGCCUUGCCCUCACAGUCCUGGAACAGCUCUCACCUUGCUGCCCUCCAUGUAGUUUUGGUUGGUGGUGUUUGGUUCAUAAUUAAGCAUUUUGAGUGGCUGCGGUGCCAGCAAGCAGCAGGAGCCAUGUGGACCAAUGAUGGGGACCAGCUGCAGUGUGGAAUGGCAGUCAAGGUCAGGGGCUGUCAGCCAUACCCUUUGAGAGCAUGGCUACGAUCCGCUUUUCUUUUUAAUUGCUAUCCUUGUUUACAGCGUGGAAUGCUUCCUCUGUGACUCUUUGUAAUGUAUUGUAAUUAUUACUUUAAGAAAUAUUUUUUAUGUCUGUGCUUUUCUUGUGUGUG